This is a messenger RNA of Petromyzon marinus (sea lamprey), 1956 nucleotides long. RefSeq names its product interferon regulatory factor 5-like. Gene Ontology annotation, cellular component: nucleus. Gene Ontology annotation, biological process: regulation of transcription by RNA polymerase II; immune system process. NCBI's taxonomy places the organism in Eukaryota, Metazoa, Chordata, Hyperoartia, Petromyzontiformes, Petromyzontidae. Gene Ontology annotation, molecular function: RNA polymerase II cis-regulatory region sequence-specific DNA binding; DNA-binding transcription factor activity, RNA polymerase II-specific; protein binding. The record is from RefSeq and is a predicted model, not a curated record.
GUCAUGGCUCGCGACGUACGCGUUUCCGGGUGGAGGUUUCUGCUCAGGCGUGGAGAGUGAUCCACCACCACGCGCGUGAUCCACCACCUCGCGCGUUGUGAUCCACCACCACGCGCGUUGUGAUCCACCACCUCGCGCGUUGUGAUCCACCACCACGCGCGUUGUGAUCCACCACCACGCGCGUUGUGAUCCACCACCACGCGCGUUGUGAUCCACCACCACGCGCGUUGUGAUCCACCACCACGCGUGAUUUACUCCGUAUCAGCUGAUCCACCCAGGCCAUGCCCGGCAAGUGCCACACGCUCCUGCGGGACUGGCUCGGCAACCUGGCCAACGCGGGGCUCUACGGCGUGGCGUGGGAGGACGACUCCCGUUCCGCCGUGCGUAUCCCCUGGGACAGCACCAAGAAGCGUCUCUCUCGGGACACGGACUCCAUCUUCCGGGCCUACGCGACGAUGAAGGGACGCGUGGACUCGUCGAAGCCGUCCGACUGGCGCCAGUCGCUGCGCUGCGCACUCGAGAGGAUGCUGGAAUGCGAGACGGACGGCGCUAAGCUCAGCCCGCCCGAGCUGUUCCGCGUCUACCGCCUGUUUCCCCGCACGCCGGGCCGGCCCGCACACCCUAGCUGCUCGCUCAACCAGAGAACAGCAGAGGUCUCUCAAGUGCCGGAGUUCCGGGCAAGUGCGAUGUCACAUCUCCAAAACUCGUUUGGCGAGAUGAAUAUCGAGCCUCACGGUGCGACUCUGCUGGCGCGCGGCAUGGGAGAGGACCCCGUGCUGUGCCCGCCCCUGGAGACGACGGGGGUCUUCUGUGGCCCCGAGGUCUGCCUGGCGCCGGGUACCCAGGGAGAGGUGGCCCAUCAUCUGGACCCCUGCAUCGCCCUUCCUCACCACCACCACCACCACCUCCCGGCACCGGGCGAGUUCUACCAAGGCGGGGCCGUCCAGCCCUUCGUGCACGACUCCAACGUGUCCAUGGAGAGCGUGGGAUCCUUCCAGGGGGCGGCAGUAGCACCAGCGGUGAUGGAGGAGUUAAUGCACCGGCUCAAGGUGACCAUCAGCUACUUUGGCCACGUCGUGCUGAUGACGGAGGUGGCCGCCGCCGCCGGGGUGCCGGUGGGCUGCCUCGUCUGCAACGAGGAGUGGGAGCCCAGCGAGGUGGCCAGGUACAGCCUGCCGGGGAUGCCGGAGCCUCACGUGCUGCGCCUGCCGGCGCCACCCCCGCAGCUGGAGGAGGUCAAAAGGGAGGAAGUUGCGGAGAGACUCUCCAUCAUGGGCAAUGGGCUGCUGCUGGAGGCCACGCCGAAGGGGGUGGAGGCCACGCGCCUCUGCCGCUGCCGCGUCUUCUACUCGGGGCCCGGGCAGCACGCGAGCGAGAGGGCCAACGCGCUGACGCGCGCCGACAAAAGGACGCGCGCUCGCACGCUGCUCUACGACUUUGCGGACUUCCUGCAGAAGAUGAGCGCCUGGUAUGACGGUAGCGACGACGCGCGCCGGCGGCCGCCCCCCGACUGCGAUGUCGUGCUGUGCCUCGGCAGCAAGUGGCCCAACGGGAAGGCCGCGCACAACAAGGCCAUCACCGUGCAGGUGACGCACGUCCACUCCGAGAUGCUUCUGGCGACCGCCACCGGCAAGGAAGACCCGGAGCUCUCGGUUCCCAACUCCGCUGACAACUUCCUCUCCAUGAUGCGGCAGCUCCGCCGGUCCGACAGCGUCGAGUCACAGUAAAGCGGGUGGGUGGUGACAGGCCUCACCGGACGGGGCCUGGUGCUCCCAAUACCUUGAUGUAAAUGUGGGAAUCGGCGUUUGUUUUAACGGAAAAAAAUGUCGCGUGAAGGAUGAUGUACAUUAAUAGCAAGGUCUGGUAUGUUAAUAGCAACACGUUGAUUUUUAAUGUUGACAAACACAAAAGUGCACAUUCUCUCUUGUGAAUUAAAACAAACAAUGUUUAUCGUGA